AUGAUUGAAGUUAUUGAGAGUAGAGUUGAUAUUGUUGGAUAUGGAGUCUUGGAAUAUAUUUUUUCCGAUGUUGGUAAUGGAAUUACUAAUAAUGAAGAAGUUGGUGAUGAUAUUGUUGAAUCAUUAUUAACAGAGCAAAGAAUGCCAUUAAUUUCUACAUGUUGUGAUUGA
Molecule: messenger RNA, 171 nt
Organism: Entrophospora candida
Lineage: Eukaryota; Fungi; Glomeromycota; Glomeromycetes; Entrophosporales; Entrophosporaceae
Source: the annotation of a GenBank genome assembly